Penicillium samsonianum is the source of this 3807-nucleotide messenger RNA. Its product is annotated as ABC transporter B family protein. Lineage: Eukaryota; Fungi; Ascomycota; Eurotiomycetes; Eurotiales; Aspergillaceae. The coding region runs from base 1 to 3807 and encodes 1268 amino acids. The transcript is spliced from 7 exons. Gene Ontology annotation, cellular component: membrane. The record is from RefSeq and is a predicted model, not a curated record. Gene Ontology annotation, biological process: transmembrane transport. Gene Ontology annotation, molecular function: ATP hydrolysis activity; ATP binding; ABC-type transporter activity.
AUGUCAGAUCAAGGCGCAGGCGCGGGGGCGGGCGCUCCCUCCCCUGUGGCUCCCAGUCUGCAAUUAAAAGAACACGAGAAAGAGAUUCUCAAGCGCCAAAUACACACUCCUGAGUCGCAGAUGAGUCGCUUGGGGCUUUUGUAUUCUUGUGCAACAACCUAUGAGCUACUUGUCCUGGUCAUCAGCUCAAUUGCAGCGAUAAUUGGAGGGGCCCUUCAACCAAUAUCUUUUCUCCUUCUGGGGGGCUUGGCCCAAGCAUUUAAGGAGUUCUUCCUGGGAACGUCUUCGGGCUCUCACCUCUCAUCUCUGGUCGCAAGAUUCGCCCUGUAUUAUGUAUACAUCGCCAUUGGACAGUUUGUCUCGGUGUACAUCUCUACAGCCGGAUUUAUGAUAGGAGGGGAAAAUAUAACCCAACGACUCCGAGAGAAAUAUCUCGCCGCUAUCCUCCGCCAAAACAUAGCAUUCUUUGAUGUCCUGGGAGCUGGAGAAAUAACAACCAGAAUUACUGCUGAUAUGAAUCUGAUCCAAGAUUCUUUGACGGGCAAACUUUCUCUGACUCUCUACUCUUGUUCCAAUUUUGGGACGGCUUUCAUCAUCAGCUUCGUGAAAAGCUGGCGCAUGGCUCUUAUUCUGAUAUCUGCUAUCGUGGCAGAAACUGGAUCUAUGAGUAUAUGCUCUUCGUUUAUGAUCAAGUAUACCAAGUUGUCUUUAUCGGCAUAUGCAGACGGAUCGACAGCUGCCGAGGAGGCUAUCAGUUCAAUCAGGCACGUUACAGCAUUUGGGAUCCAAGACAAGCUGGCCGAUCGGUAUCAGAAAUUUCUCACCCAGGCAGAGGGUUAUGGUCUUAGAAGUCGCAUUGCUCUUGCGGUCAUGAUGGCCAUCAUGAAUGGUGUCAUAUUCUGGACCUACGGACUGACAUUUUGGCAAGGGUCUCGUUAUCUUGUUGUUGGCGACAUUGAAUUGGGAGCUCUUAUCACCAUUCUCCUUGCUACGCUGACUGGGGCGUUCACGUUUGGUAACAUAGCACCCAAUUUCCAAGCGUUUGCAACUGGUGUGGCAGCAACAGGAAAGAUUCUUGCAACCUUGUCCAGGGAGUCACCGCUGGAUCCAUCAUCACCCACAGGAAGCAAGCUACAAGCUGUGUCUGGGACAAUAGAAGUCAAGAACAUUCGCUAUGUUUACCCUUCUAGACCAGACGUACUGACUUUAGACGGGAUAAAUCUUCUAUUUCCCGCUGGAAAGACGACCGCCAUCGUUGGUGCUUCUGGCUGUGGGAAAAGUACAUUGGCAGGUCUUAUUGAAAGGUUUUAUGAACCAAUAAGUGGCGAAAUAUUGCUCGAUGGCCACGACAUCACGUCUCUGAACUUGCAAUGGUUACGCCAACAAGUAGCGAUCGUCACACAACAACCUACACUCUUCGCCACGACUAUAUUCGAAAACAUCAGAUUUGGUCUGAUAGGCACGGAGCACGAAAAAUGCCCUCGUAAUGUGGUAGAAAACCUUGUGUUUGAUGCCGCAAAGAAAGCGAACUGUUUUGAGUUCAUUUCUGCCUUACCGGAUGGAUUCCACACCAGUGUUGGUGAAAGGGGCUCAUUACUUUCGGGUGGACAAAAACAGCGGGUUGCAAUUGCACGGGCUAUUAUUAGCAAUCCGAAGGUUUUGCUGCUGGAUGAGGCUACUUCAGCUCUAGAUGCCCAGGCCGAGCGGCUGGUACAGGCGGCGCUUGAUGUUGCUGCUGAAGCGGCAGAAAAUAUUGUUGUUAUGUCUCACGGACGUGUUGUUGAGCAAGGAACUCACAACGACCUACUUAAGAAACGAUCAAUGUAUUACGAACUAGUGGAGAAGCAGCGCAUGUCGAUCGAAAGGAGUAUCGUCAUCAGUGAAGCAAAGUCUGCCCUCGACGCAGAUCCUGAGCUGCCUGACUUGAAAGAUGAGGGCAAUGAUUCCAAGGUAUACACGUACGAGAUGGAGCAGCACCAGGGAGCCGAAGACCUCGAGAGAAAUUCCGAGCGGGAGGCUGGCGAUCGUGAAUACUCCCUAUGGGAGUUGAUCAAGUUCAUCGCCAAAUUCAACAAGGAAGAAACGCUUACCAUGCUUUGGGGUCUGUUUUUUUCAAUCGUCACAGGCGCUGGAAAUCCCACACAGGCCGUGUUCUACGGCAAGACAAUCGCGGCAAUGUCGUUACCCCCUGAUAUGUAUGGAAAGUUACGACAUGAUGUCAACUUCUGGAGUCUGAUGUAUCUGAUGCUGGGAUGUACUGCAUUCCUGGGCUGGGGAGCAUCGGGUCUCUGUUUCGCCUACUGCUCCGAGCGCCUGAUUCACCGUGCCAGAGAUCGUUCUUUCCGAGCAAUGCUCUAUCAGGAUAUUUUCAUGUUCGACAAAGCUGGGUUCUCAGCAGGUUCGCUUACAUCCUCGUUGUCCACGGAUGCCACCAACCUUGCGGGAAUGAGUGGUGUGACCCUAGGCUCCAUCCUUAUUGUCUCAACUACUUUGGUUGCUGGUGUGGCUGUAUCAAUUGCGAUAGGUUGGAGGCUGGGACUCGUUUGUACCGCAACCAUUCCAAUUGUUCUUACUUGUGGUCUCGUCCGACUCAAGAUCCUCGGGGAAAUAGCUCGACAGUCGAAGGCAGCGUAUGAAGCUUCAGCAACUUAUGCUUGUGAGGCAAGUUCUGCCAUCAAGACGGUAGCAUCGCUGAAUCUCGAAAGCCAUGUACAGGAAGAGUAUCACAACAUAUUGGAAGCCCAGCGACAAAAAUCGGUCGUUUCGACGCUCAAGUCAUCAACGUUUUAUGCAGCCUCACAGUCGGCCAACUUUCUCUGCAUUGCGCUGGCUUUCUGGUAUGGAGGAAAUUUAAUCAUCCACGAAGGCUAUUCUAUGGUGCAAUUUUUUAUCGCUUAUGCAGCUGUUGUCGUAGGCGCAUUCAGCGCUGGGGCUAUUUUCUCCUUCGCGCCAGAUAUGAGCAAAUCUCGUCAGGCGGCCCAGGAUAUCAAAACGCUGUUGGACCGACCUGUCAACAUCGACGCCCGUCAAGAAACUGGCGAGCUGUUAACGAAAAUGGAUGGCAGCUUGGAGAUGCGAAAUAUCUAUUUCCGAUACCCUAACAGACCGGAGAGGGUGGUUGUUAACGGCCUCAGUUUGAGUGUUCAGCCGGGACAAUACAUAGGUCUUGUGGGAGCGAGUGGGUGUGGGAAAAGCACCAUCAUUGCUUUGCUGGAGCGGUUCUUUGAUCCUGAAGUGGGACAGAUAUUGGUUGACGGGAAAGAGAUUUCCAAGUUGAAUGUCAAGAGCUACAGGAGUCAGCUUGCCCUGGUUAGCCAAGAGCCGACACUGUAUCAAGGAACCAUCAGGGAGAAUAUCACCCUGGGAACCAACGACGAGGAUGUUUCCGAGGAGAAAAUUACCAAAGCAUGCAAGGAUGCCAAUAUCUACGACUUCAUCCUGUCUCUGCCUGACGGCUUCUCAACGCUCAUAGGAGCGAGGGGCGGCAUGCUCUCUGGCGGGCAGCAACAACGAAUAGCCAUUGCGCGAGCGCUUCUUCGCGAUCCACGUAUCCUCCUACUAGAUGAGGCAACUUCCGCACUCGAUUCAGAGUCUGAAAAAGUCGUCCAGGAUGCUCUGAAUGCGGCGGCUCAAGGCCGAACGACGGUCGCCGUUGCGCAUCGGAUAAGCACGGUGCAGAAGGCCGAUUGUAUUUAUGUUCUGCAUGAAGGUGAUGUUGUGGAACAGGGAACGCACCAAGAGUUGAUGGAGCUGGGGGGAAGGUAUUUUGAGUUGGUGAAGUUGCAGAGCUUGGAGAGGUCGGACUAG